AUGACUGAUAACCAUUCAACUGAUCAGAAUAAUAAUAAAAACGACAAAAAAAACGUUACUGAUAAUAACGACGAAAAAAUUGAGAAUUACGAGAAUGGAAUAACAGAAUCACUGCAUAAUAAUUAUGACAAACUUCGAGAUUCAGCAAGUAGCGUUUCCAAUGGUCUUAAAAGACAUAAAAAUCGUUUUUGUUCAUCAUCAAUGAAUCAAUUAGGUGGUGAAUUUAUAAAUGGUCGACCAUUACCAACCGAUACACGUGAACGAAUCGUUGAAUUAGCUGAAAAUGGCGUUCGCCCAUGUGAAAUAAGUCGUCAACUUCAAGUUUCACAUGGUUGUGUUAGUAAAAUACUAAAAAGAUAUCGUUUAUUUGGUACAACACAUCCAGGUUUAAUUGGUGGUUCAAAGCCAAAAGUAGCUACACCUGAUGUUGUUCGACGUAUACGUGAAUACAAAGGAAAUAAUCCUCAAAUUUUUGCUUGGCAAAUUCGUGAAAGUCUUCAAAAAGAAGGCAUAUGUCCUUCAGAUAAAUUACCAAGUGUAUCAUCUAUCAAUCGAAUUGUUCGUAGUAACCGACGAUUUGUUUUUAAUAAUGAUGGAAGUAUUACUGAAUUAGAUUCUGAUUUUGAUUCUCGUGAUGGAAGUGAUAAUGAAAAUGAGAAUUCUAUUAAAUCUGAGCCAAGUCAAAUAUCAUCACCAUCAUCAUCAUCAUCUCGUUCGACUAAUAUUCGUCAUCGUGGUGAUUGUCGAUGUGAUGUUUGCAUAAAAAAAUAUAAAUUUGCUCCAUCAUUAAAUAAUUCAACAAAAAAAUCAACAAAUCUUGAUCAGGAAGAAACAAGUGAUUCGAACAGUAUGUCAAUGACAGCAGCUUCCGAUGAUGAUCAAAUCAAACAAUCACCUCCACCACCGCCACCACCAGCAACACAUUGUCGUUUAACAUCACCAUCAAUUAAUGAUGAUACUAAACCGCUUGAUUUAUCAAAAAAACAAAAUGAACAACCAUUAAAUUUAUGUUCAAAACGUAAACGAAAUACACCUGUUAGUUUAUCAAAACGAAAUAAAACAAUAACAUCUACACCGCCGCUUCCUUCAUCAGUUCCAAAUAAUCCAACAUCAUCAAUGUUUAUCCCAUUUUAUGCAAUAUCACCAUUUUUUGAUCCGAAUCAACAAGAAAUGUUUCAACAAAUGCAAACACUUUAUUUACAAUUACAACAAAAAUUAACAAAAAAUGACUAA
This is a messenger RNA of Adineta steineri, 1233 nucleotides long. The record is from the annotation of a GenBank genome assembly. Lineage: Eukaryota; Metazoa; Rotifera; Eurotatoria; Adinetida; Adinetidae.